This is a messenger RNA of Aspergillus nidulans FGSC A4, 1185 nucleotides long. RefSeq names its product putative mitochondrial oxaloacetate transporter (Oac). The record is from RefSeq and is a predicted model, not a curated record. Gene Ontology annotation, molecular function: sulfate transmembrane transporter activity; isopropylmalate transmembrane transporter activity; malonate(1-) transmembrane transporter activity. Gene Ontology annotation, cellular component: membrane; mitochondrial inner membrane. The transcript has 6 exons. Lineage: Eukaryota; Fungi; Ascomycota; Eurotiomycetes; Eurotiales; Aspergillaceae. The coding region runs from base 137 to 1069 and encodes 310 amino acids. Gene Ontology annotation, biological process: sulfate transmembrane transport; malonic acid transmembrane transport; oxaloacetate(2-) transmembrane transport.
CUCAUAGCUUCGUUCUUCGCGACGAGUGUUUCGGACUUUCUGGCUUGUUGACGGGCCCUCACCUCUGUUUCUCACCCUACCUCGCCGCUGCGAAAUCCUUGACCCAUUAUCUCCGCUUACGGCGGCCGAAUCGAAUAUGUCUACAACUACCGGCGCGUUCAUUGCCGGAGGCAUUGCAGCAUGCGGCGCAGUCACCGUUACACACAGCUUCGAGACAGUGAAAAUUCGUCUACAAUUGCAAGGAGAACUACAGGCUAAGUCGGAAGCAGUCAAGAAAUACAAGGGUGUGCUGCAUGGUGUGAAGGUCAUCCUACAGAACGAGGGCCCUCGAGGUUUGUUCCGAGGAAUUGGGUCGGCAUACAUCUACCAGGUUCUCCUGAAUGGCUGCCGCCUGGGCUUCUAUGAGCCCAUCCGUAACGGGCUUACGACCGCCGUUUAUAAUGAUUCGCAUGUCCAGUCUCUCGGCAUCAAUGUUUUCGCUGGCGCUUCGUCAGGUAUAAUCGGCGCUGCUGCAGGCUCACCGUUUUUCCUCGUUAAGACUCGUCUCCAAUCAUUCUCGCCUUUCCUUCCCGUUGGCACGCAACAUCAGUACAGGAACUCAUUCGAUGGUCUGCGGAAAAUCUUCGCUUCGGAGGGAGUAGGUGGAUUAUACCGUGGAGUGGGGGCGGCCAUGGUGCGGACUGGUUUCGGUAGCUCCGUUCAGUUGCCUACAUACUUCUUCGCAAAGAGACGCUUGGUUAAGCAUCUCGGCAUGGAGGACGGUCCGGCACUUCACUUGGCCAGCAGUACGGCCUCCGGUUUCGUUGUCUGCUGCGUUAUGCAUCCUCCUGAUACAAUCAUGUCGAGAAUGUACAACCAGACUGGAAAUCUGUACAAGGGCGUAUUCGACUGCCUGGCGAAAACGAUCCGGACAGAAGGUCUUUUUGCUAUCUAUAAGGGCUACUUUGCUCACUUGGCCCGUAUUCUACCUCACACUAUCCUGACUCUCAGUUUGGCUGAGCAAACCAACAAGCUGAUGCGACGGGUAGAGGACAGGCUCCUCUCAGAUUCGCUUAAGUCCCGUCUCUAGAGUUGGAAGCUUUAGUACAGACCGUGCGAAUAGAAAUGUUGGCAUUCGCGAUUGGCGCUUUGGGAUAUACAUAAAUAGCGUUGAUGUUGAAUUCUCGUUUAUAGAGUAAACUUAAG